UGAUAACGUUCAUAACCUUACACAUUGUUUUAAGCUUGUAGGUUAUCAAUCUCUGUGCAAUUUUAUCAAUGGCAAUGAAAUUUUAAUUAGUCGUCAUUAGAACUUUAAAAAAUGCCAAAAGGACGCUAACAUUAUCGUCUAGUAUUUAAUUAAUUGAAAACUGGUAUAAUUUAACAUAUAAAAAAUAUAUAUACUCUGUAAAAACUUAAAAUGAUAAUUAUACCCAACUGUUUAAGUAAGUGCCUUUCUCAUAGUUUUCCAAAGCAUAUUAUGGAGUCCCAACAGUUCUAUCACAGAUAUGGGAUGAUUAAAUGCUCACAUCUUAAAUUCAUAUAUCCGUAUAUGAAAAACAUAAAGUUCAUCUCUACUUCAUCAAAGUGUCUGAAUUCAGAAGAAGCUGGUUCUAAGCAGUCUUCAAAUCCAACUGUAGAUUUGCUAAAAAAUGCCAUAAGCAAAGUUUUGAGUGCCUUUGAUAACAGAUCAGUAGUUGAAGCAGAAAUUAAUUGUCAGUUAACUACGAUUACAUUUUGUAAUGAGGUAAAAAUGGAUGUGAAAUCUCAGACUCAACCUUCAAUUAGCCAAAACAUCAUCAAAGACAUCAAGUUUGAACCAAUUAAGAAAGAACCCGACUUAUUGACUCCUAUUCCUUCUCUUCCAACUCCUGGUAAUCCUAAAAAUGCUAACUCCAAAGGAAAGGAAAUCCUUAAAGCAAAAGAUCCUUUAAUAAAAGCGGUCAAGAAAAAAGUACGCGUAGAUUUGAGUGUUGCUUCUAUGGAACGCAAUUUUAUCACACCUGCUAGGGCGAUUUCUGAUUUCCUUCUAAAGCCUCAAGACUUGGAAUCUUUGAAAGCUACCAAAAGGCGAUCCCCAUAUGAAAAUGAACCUCCCAUCACUGUUUACUGGCGAAAGGAUGUUGAAGCAAAAGCCAUUGAGGUAUGGGGGUCAAAAGAAAAUUUGCAGAAAGAAUUAUUUAAAAGAGAUCUAGAAAGGAAAUUUCAUCAACAAAAUUUAUUUGCUAAUAAAAGACGAUUGAGGGACUACAGAAGAGUUCGAAAUUCUCAAAAUGACAUUGCUUUCUCUAAAACUUCUGGUUUACUAGGCUCAUCAGGAAAAGUUGUAUUGACAGCAGUAGCAAUAAACGGAAGUAACUUUGUAUUCAAGCUGGCUGCCUGGCUCUAUUCUGGUUCACAUAGUAUGUUUUCAGAGUGUAUUCAUUCAUUGGCAGACACCAUUAAUCAACUAAUCCUCGCUUUUGGUAUUCAUAAAUCUGUACAGACUGCUGAUGAAGUUCACCCUUAUGGAUAUUCAAAUAUGAAGUAUGUUUCAUCUCUCAUAUCCGGAGUUGGUAUAUUCUGUGUGGGUACUGGCCUUUCUAUUUACCAUGGGAUCACAGGCCUUUACAAUCCAGCACCUGCUGAAUCUUACUUCUGGGCAUUCUGCAUAUUGGGAGGGUCAUUAGUCUCUGAAGGUGCUACGCUAUUGGUGGCUAUUAAUUCAAUAAAGAAAGGUGCUGCUGCCAAAGGAAUGACUUUUACAGAAUAUGUUCUGAGAGGACAGGAACCAUCUGUUAAUGUGGUGCUACUUGAAGACCUAGCUGCUGUUCUGGGUGUUACCGUUGCUGCGUCCUGCAUGGGUUUGACAUCCCUCACAGGAUCACAUGUUCCCGAUGCUGUUGGUUCACUUAUUAUCGGUGGCCUGUUGGGAGUUGUGGCUUCUUUUAUUAUAUACACUAAUGUGGCUGCUCUUGUUGGAAGAUCUAUUUCCGAAGAAUUUCUGGAAAAAAUCAAUACUGAAUUGGAAUCAGAUGUAAUGAUUAGGGCCAUCCAUGAUGUAAAAGGUAUAGAUAUUGGAAAUAAUCUUGUUCGUUACAAAGCUGAACUUGAUUUCGAUGGAAGAGAGUUGGCAAAAGCUUAUCUCGAUUCACAGAAUAUUCAUGCGUUGCUUGAGGAAGUCCAGCAGUUUAAAACUAUUGAUGAAUUAGAGCAGUUUAUUCUUAAACAUAGUGAAAACAUAAUUGAUAUGAUGGGUGGUGAAAUAGAUAGAAUUGAAGUGAAAUUGAGGGCCAAAUUCCCUGAAAUUAGACAUUGUGAUUUAGAAAUAUUGUAAAUGGUAUGGAGCUGAAAUAUUUCAUUUGAUUGCUGUGAUAGAUAGGUUCUAUUUAAUGGUGAAUCUCCUAUUGGAAUUUUUAAUCUGUCCUCUUGACUCAUCAGAUAGAUUCUUCAUAUGACAAUAAUAAAAAGAAAAAAAAAUAGGAAGAAUUGAAACAGAAGGAAGAUGGUAAUUUAAUACUAAUCUUACAUUCCAAGAAGAAUGUAAAUGUUUUUAAGAAACCUCUUCUGGUGUGAAGUUGGUAAUUCACCUGUAAUGACUGUUCUCCCUACAUCUGUAUCUUUCCUAACAUACUUUAUUAAAGUAUUGCUGUUUAUAUUUAGUAUUAUUUACAAAAAUAAUUUAUUGUGAUAUUUUAUAGAUGUUAUCCACUGUAGUUGUUAGUAGAAUCUGUUUUCUCUGUAAUUAUUUAUUAAUAUUUUUGUAAAUAUUUUAGUAAUUUAGUUAUUUGUGCGAUGGAAAAGAUUAUAUUAUUUUUUGGGACUGCUAUUCAAAAACAAAAUCUUUUCUUUACAAGCAUUGACAAGGUGGUCAAAAAUCUUAUAAUAAUUAUUUAACUACUUUAGUAAUUAAAUAGAAACAAAGGAAGCGUUAAAUAAAUCUGUUGAGAUUAAAUAAAGUUUUGUCUUAUAUUGCAGCUACUAUUCGUUUUUUCAUCCUUAGUAAGAAAUGUCUUUGAAUUACACAUUUGUUCUAUAAAAGAGAGUGAUUGUGUAAGUAUCAAAAAUUGUGAUAAGUUUCAAAUUAAAAAAAAAAUGAUAAAACAUUUUUAAGGACACAUUUAUUAUUGAAUUCUGUUACUGUCACUGAUAACAGGUUAAAUUAUAUUCUGUACAUAAAAAAUGUUAUAGUUUUUCACUUGUAAAAAUUUUAAAUUGCUGAUUUGCUUUGUUUUAAAUUAACUAAAUUAUUAUUUUUUUGUUUUUUGUAGUUAAAGUUUAUUUUUGCUGUAAUUAUUUUAUUUUUUUUUUGCAUUUUUUAUUAAGAUGGUUUGAUUUUCAACUAUUGAAUAUUAUAAUGGCAUAAUUAUUUGAAUAUAUAUGUUAUAAGUUUAGCAAUUAGUACUGAAGAAGAUUAUAAGUCAAGAAUAUUUGUUGGUGAUUAAUAAUUGUUAUUACUUUGUUUCUACCACAUUUGGUUAGAAGGAAAUUAAUUGACAAGUACACUGUUGUAUAAAAAAAAAUAAUAAAUUUACAUUUUAACUUAGAUUUUACUAAUCAUGUCAUGUAAUAUGGAGAAUUUAAAGAUAUACUAUUUACAUAUUUCCAUCCAGUGUUAUAUGUUUUGCUGUUAUAUAUUUUAUUUUACCUUGAAGAAAAUGAGAAGUUUUAUACUCAGAGUAACAUCUUCAAUAAUUUUGACCUAAGUUCAAAAAUUUAAUCGAGAAGGUUUAAACCGUUGAAUGAAUAAAUUAAAUAGUCUCAACUACAGUAUCUGGUGGUGAGCCAUUACUUGACUUUGUUUUCAACUAUUUAAUGGUCCUUGAUUGUAUUUCUGAAUUUAAGUCCAAAUUGUUCAAAAUGUGACCUGAACUGCUCAGCUUUUAACAUCCUUAUUUGUUGAACAUGUAAUUCACAAAUUAUGUUGUGUCAAAACCACCUUUAGUAUUAUGCACAUAAGUAUAUCUUCCCUUUAGUUGUAGUUUUGUAUUAGGAUUUUAUUUGUUAAAAGGCCAAAAGUCUGAUGGUAACUGAUUAUGAUUAUUGUACUACAUUUGUGAUUGAUGCUUACACCAGACUGAUAAAAUUAAUUCAGAAACUAGACUGAACCAUUGACAUUUGAAAUCCUUUUACUUGUGUGUUCAUUAAUUUAUUUUUGUUUAGUAAUAUUUUAUCUGUAUAAAAGUUUUAAGUUCUAAUACAUUUAUUUUAAGGCAUAUAUUCUAUUUAUAUAUGAUAUCCUAAGAAAUAAAAAAAAGCUAUAGGUUUUUUUCAAAUGGGGAAAUAACAAAAAAGUGCAUAUUUUUGGAUAUCAUUUAAAUUAUUUGGUGUUAACAUAAUGCUUUGUUCCACAUGUUUUAAUUGAAUUAAAUUAAUUCAUUGUACCUUUAAAUUUUAAGUAAAAUAAACUUUCAAUAGUGCAUAUAUUACUUCCCUUUUUUUAAAAUUACUAUCUUA
Messenger RNA from Nezara viridula (southern green stink bug), 4226 nucleotides. The record is from the annotation of a GenBank genome assembly. Lineage: Eukaryota; Metazoa; Arthropoda; Insecta; Hemiptera; Pentatomidae.